Messenger RNA from Morus notabilis, 3129 nucleotides. Its product is annotated as pentatricopeptide repeat-containing protein At2g13600. The coding region runs from base 1 to 3129 and encodes 1042 amino acids. The record is from RefSeq and is a predicted model, not a curated record. NCBI's taxonomy places the organism in Eukaryota, Viridiplantae, Streptophyta, Magnoliopsida, Rosales, Moraceae. The transcript has 2 exons. Gene Ontology annotation, biological process: RNA modification. Gene Ontology annotation, molecular function: RNA binding; protein binding.
AUGUUGAAAUCGCCAUUCCAAAGUAGAAACACGAGUUCAAUUCAAACUCUAAUAAUACCCCUCCUUGAAAAAUGCAAAUCAAUGUCCGAGCUCAAGCAGAUUCAUGCUCUGCUACUCACUUCAGGCCUCCACAAACAAAGCUUGUUCGCCUCCUCCAAAAUCCUUUCUUUCUCGGCACUAUCCCAUCUGGGUAAUGUCGAUUACUCUUUCCGCUUCUUAUCACAGCUCUCCAGUCCGACAACCUUCGAUUGGAACACAGUAAUAAGAGGUUACUCCAAGACCAGAAACCCAAACCGUUCGAUAUCGGUUUUCGUCCGAAUGUCGAAGGACGGGUUCACGCCGGACCAAUUCACGUGCCUUUUUCUUACCAAGGCAUCGGCUUCUUUGCUGCAUAGAAAACUCGGUGAGACGGUUCAUGCCGUCAUUGCGAAACAUGGGUAUGAAUCGGAUAUUUUUAUCCAGAGCUCAUUGAUUCAUAUGUAUGCUUCUUGUGGCGAUAUCCAAUAUGCACGCAAGGUGUUUGAUAAAAUGACUCAAAGAAACUUGGUUUCGUGGACUGCCAUGUUGGACGGGUAUGCGAAAUGUGGUGAUGUGAAAUCAGCGAGGGAAGUGUUUGAGUUGAUGCCGGAGCGGGAUGUUGUGUCUUGGAGUUCUUUGAUUGAUGGGUAUGUGAAGGCGGGGGAUUAUUCGGAGGCUUUGGCUCUGUUCGAGCGAAUGCGGGCUGUCGAUAUCAAAGCGAAUGAGGUGACUAUGGUGAGUAUUUUGUGCGCGUGCGCUCACUUGGGUGAACUUGAACGAGGACGAUUGAUGCAUAAUUAUGUAGUUGAGAAUGGGCUGGCUUUGAGCCUGGCGUUGAGAACAUCGCUAGUGGACAUGUACGCAAAAUGCGGGGCAAUAGUAGAAGCUUUGGAUGUGUUUCGUGAGGAUUCUAUGGGAAAUAUGGACGUUUUGAUUUGGAACACAAUGAUUGGAGGACUGGCAAGACAUGGUUUGGUGAAAGAGGCACUUGACUUGUUUAAGGAAAUGCAAAUGACUCCUAUUGUUCCAGAUGAGAUCACGUAUUUGUGCUUGUUGAGCACCUGCGCUCAUGGAGGAUUGGUAGACGAAGCUUGGUAUUUCUUUGAAUGUCUUAACAAAAAUGGUAUGACACCCAAGAGUGAGCAUUAUGCUUGUAUGGUGGAUGUUUUGGCACGUGCAGGACGGCUAGAAGAGGCAUUUCAAUUUAUCUGCAAAAUGCCCACUAAGCCAACAGCUGAAACAUUAGGCGCUCUUUUGAGCGGGUGUAUAAACCAUGGAAAACUGGAUCUUGCGGAAAUAGUUGGAAAGAAGCUUAUAGAGGUUGAGCCAGAUCAUUAUGGUAGAUAUGUGGGCUUGUCAAAUGCGUACGCCAUUUUCGAGCGUUGGGAUGACGCUAGAAUCACAAGACAAGCCAUGGAUAAGAGAGGGCUUAAGAAGUCUUCUGGUCUUAGUUUUGUAAUGUUGAAGGUGCCAUUUUCAACCAAACUUAGCACUCUAAAUCAAACACUAACAGCCCUUCUUGAUAAAUGUCAAUCAAUGUCUGAGCUUAAGCAGAUUCAUGCUCUGCUGCUCGCUUGUGGCCUCUCCCAGGAAGACUCAUUCGCCUCCAAAAUCCUUUCUUUCUCGGCGCUAUCCGAUUCGGGUAACGUCGACUAUUCUUUUCGGUUUCUGUCACAACUCUCCUGUCCAGCAACCUUUUAUUGGAACACAGUGAUUAGAGGUUACUCCAAGAGCAGAAAUCCAAACAGUUCCAUAUUGGUUUUCAUCCGAAUGUUGCGAAACGGGGUCUCACCGGACUAUUUAACGUACCCUUUUCUUGCGAAAGCGGCUGCGUGCCUGAUGAAGCGAGAACUUGGCGUCGCAAUUCAUGCCUGCAUUUCCAAACAUGGGUACGAGUCUGAUAGAUUUGUUCAGAAUUCAAUGAUUCAUAUGUACGCGUCGUGUGGGGACAUUGCGUAUGCGCGCAAGAUAUUUGAUAGUAUGAGUCACAGAAACUCGGUUUCGUGGAAUUCGAUGGUGGAUGGAUAUGCGAAAUGCGGGGAUGUGAAUUCAGCACGGGAAGUGUUCGAGUUGAUGCCAGUGAAGGAUGUUGUUUCUUGGAGUUGUUUGAUUGAUGGGUAUGUUAAGGCCGGAAAGUAUAUGGAGGCUUUGGCAAUCUUCGAGCAAAUGCAAACUGCAGGGGGUAAAGCGAAUGAUGUGACUAUGGUGAGCGUUUUGUGCGCAUGCACUCACUUAGGCGCUCUUGAGCAAGGAAGCCGAAUGCAUCGGUAUAUCCUUGAGAAUGGGCUGCCUUUAACCUUGGUGCUCAAAACAUCACUGGUGGACAUGUACGCGAAAUGUGGGGAGAUAGAAGAGGCUUUAGGCUUGUUUCGUAGCAGUUCAAUGCGAAAAACUGAUGUUUUGCUUUGGAAUGCAAUUAUCGGAGGGCUCGCCACGCAUGGAUUGGUAAAGGAGUCGCUUGACUUGUUCGAUGAAAUGCAAAGGAUUCGAAUUCUUCCGGAUGAAAUCACGUACUUGUGUUUGCUGAGUGCCUGUGCUCAUGGAGGCUUGGUAAAGAAAGCGUGGUAUUUCUUUGAAUGUCUUGCUAAACAUGGCAUGACACCCAAAAGCGAGCACUAUGCGUGUAUGGUAGAUGUUUUGGCACGUGCGGGACAAGUAGAGGACGCAUUUCGGUUCGUCUGCCAAAUGCCAAUUGAACCAACAGCUUCAAUGUUAGGUGCCCUACUCAGUGGAUGUAUGAACCAUGGAAAACUGGAGCUCGGAGAAUUGGUUGGAAGGAAACUCAUAGAGAUUGAGCCAGAUCAUGAUGGUAGAUAUGUAGGGCUAUCAAAUGUUUAUGCAGUUUUCAAGCGUUGGGAUGAGGCAAGAAACAUGAGAGAAGCCAUGGAAAGGAGAGGAGUUAAGAAGUUUCCUGGUUUUAGCUUUGUGGAAGUAUCUGGAAUGCUCAACAGAUUUAUAGCUCAUGACAAAGGACAUCCUAAGUCCGAAGAAAUUUAUGCAAUCCUGAUUUUUGUGACAAACCAAAUCAAACUUGAUGCAGAUUACGAAAAUCUGGAGUACCAUCAUCUAUUACAAGAUAUACAAGAUUCUUGCUUUUGGACAACCUUGUAA